Molecule: messenger RNA, 1026 nt
Organism: Phlebotomus papatasi
Lineage: Eukaryota; Metazoa; Arthropoda; Insecta; Diptera; Psychodidae
Product: prenylated Rab acceptor protein 1
Exons: 2
Coding region: 341-925 (194 amino acids)
Cellular component (GO): Golgi apparatus
Source: RefSeq, a predicted model, not a curated record
CACUCCAAAUGACAAUUAGACGAGUUUUUUGACACGCAGAAAACAGGAGAAAGUAUAAUUUCUCCAAUUUCAUCGUGAAAAAACGAGAAAAUCUGUGAAAUUGUAAUUAUUUGUAGUGCAGGAAUUGUCAGAGCUUAUCACAUUAUCAGUUUAGUUGGAAAAAUUGGUGAAAAUCGAGUGUUUUGAGUGAUAAUUUCUCAUCGACGUUUGUUUUGUUGAUGUGGUCACUGUGAUCGAGGUCAAAUUUGCGUCUGAGAUUUUUGCAAGUGCCUUUCCUGCUGUCCAGAAAUUUUCUGUGAGAGUUACUUGAUAAGUAUAUCACCUAUUGGAAAGCAAUAGGAUGGAUGUUAAUAUCGAUAUGAGUGAUAAAGUGAGCGGAAAUAUGGCUCCGCCACCUCAGCCGGAAACGAAGAAUCUCUUCAAUUCAGUUUUCAACCGAAGCCGGGUGCCCAAUAUCGCUGAGCUUCUGCGAGAAGUCCGUCAGAACAUCCGACCAUGGUCUGAGUUCCUCAAUAUGAGCAACUUCAAGACAGUGGCCAACAUUCAGCGCCUCUCCGGACGCCUUGUCCGGAAUCUUGCCUACUUCCAGAGCAACUAUCUCUUUGUUUUUCUCGGUCUGGUGCUCUAUUGCCUCCUCACGUCUCCCCUGAUCCUCAUCGUGCUCGGUGGUGUCUUCUACGCGUGCUACAAAGUCAAGCAGCUCAACAGCAAGAUCACCAUCCUCCAGCGCGAACUCAACUCCAGCCAGCAGUGCAUCCUCAUCAACUGCGCUGCCAUUCCCAUUCUCUACCUAGCCGGAGCUGGGGCAGCAAUGUUUUGGGUCCUGGGAGCCUCCUUCUUUGUCAUCUCCCUCCACGCAAUCUUCUACAACAUUGAUGCUGUCGUCACGGAGGACACAGAAACCUUCCUGGCCGAGACGGUCUAAGAGAUAAUCACAUAUCCCUCAGCACACUCCCACUGUGAAGCACUAAUAUUUUUCUGUACAUAUGACGAUAUCACAAAGAGGAACAAAAUUUAUUUAGAUAA